This is a messenger RNA of Danaus plexippus (monarch butterfly), 2386 nucleotides long. RefSeq lists its product as uncharacterized. Gene Ontology annotation, cellular component: plasma membrane. Lineage: Eukaryota; Metazoa; Arthropoda; Insecta; Lepidoptera; Nymphalidae. Bases 73 to 2292 code for a protein of 739 amino acids. The record is from RefSeq and is a predicted model, not a curated record. The transcript has 6 exons. Gene Ontology annotation, molecular function: protein binding.
AUUAAUGCAGUAGCUCGUAAAGAAAAAUUUCAUCUAUAAAGGAAAACUAAUUCUUGCUACUAUCAAAAUCUUAUGAGUAUGUGGAUUUUUCAUUGCUUUAUUAUAAUUGUUUCCUUCCAUCUAAUAUAUGCACAAACUGAAACAGUUCAAGAUGGGAAUUAUAGUCCUGCGUCAAAGCUGAAAGUAAAUGGUAUAGUCGAUAAAAUAAACAGCAUUGUUAAAGAUAUACAGUUUAAAUCCACUCAUGAGAGUAAGGCUAAGCUUUUAGAGACUAUCGAAACAAAAUUAAUAAAAGCGGCCAAAUUUCUGGGGCCACAUGCAAAAAAAAAUGUGCAAUUAAUAAUGGAAGGUAUUAGAAUAAAGACAUCAAACAUAACAGAUAACGCUAGGAAAUCACAAAAUACUAUAAAUAUUCAAAGUCGACAGAAAACAUUAAAUGAACUUUCUCUUGAAUUUGAUUUAUUUAUAAAAAACAAAUUGGCCAAAUCAACAACACAGAAUAAAAAUACAUCGACAAGCGAUAUAAAGUAUAAAAAUGAAUUUGCUUUUAAAAACAGUCUCGAACACAAUAAUAACACUAGAAGAGCGGAAAAAUUGUUUUCAAAAGAUGAAUAUUCCCGAAAAAAACUAGUCAGUAAUGACAAGGAUUAUUUUAAAAGCCCAGAGAGAUCUCAGAGUCGAACAGCUAACAAGGCAAUAUGUAAAAAAGUUCUUCCUCGUAUUUGCUCUGAUGUUAAACUUUUAAAUAGUUUUAAAUGUCAAUAUGUCGACGAGUAUGUUCCUUUAGAAGAUCUAUGCAAUAAUUAUAUUGAUUGUCCUGAUAGGUCUGACGAGAAAUAUUGCAUUAGACACGUAACAAAUAAAGUAGAGCAGGCCAACCGAGUUAUGUCGGACGUAGAAUCGUCUUUUCAACACAAAUGUUUAGAAAUGGAUCAAGAGACUUCUGUCUUUAGAAGACAUUCUCAGGUAUUACAGGGACUCUUAGGGACUCAGAUGAAAUUCAAGGAAAAAUAUCAAAAUCUCGACAAAAAAUUAAAUUCAGACGACACUGGUUUUUCCAAUACUUCUGACAGUAUAAAUAUAAAACGUAGUGUCAAUGAUAUAGCAAUAAUAAUAAGUUCACUAUCAUUAACCUUAAAAGCGGCUUUAUGCUCUCAACAACUAGAAAAUCAAGGAAUAUCUGAAGAUGUAUUUGAAAGAAAUUUAGAACAAGAUGUCAAAGAAGUCAUAUGGCCUCCGAAGUCUUGUGCGUGUAAGAGAGAACUGUGUAUUAAAUGCACCGACGCUUGCAAACGAAUAUGCUGGCACAAACAUAGUCUCUCCAGAUGGAAUUGUGAAUCUAUAAACGUGUCUGAUUCAGUCUCAUUCAAUGUCUUGUGUGAUGGUAAAAUAGAUUGUUUUGAUGAAAGUGACGAAGCUGGAUGUGAUGUUGGUGCCGGUUAUGGAAAAUUUGAAGCACACGAGAUAUAUGGCAACACAAUAAAAAUGUUGCAAUCAAAAGCUUCUAAAGAGAUUUCGCCAAUAAGAGUCAAAAUAAUGUCUCUUAUCAAUGCGAUGACAAAAUUACAGGAAAUGACGACAAAAUCUGGGAACGAUCUUUCUCUCGUGAAGAAACUCAGAAACAAAUGUUUUUCUCUAUUAAGUUUGUUGUAUUUGGACAUAGUGAAACAGUCACGUUUUGUUAAUGAGUCGGAGGAAGCUUACUUAUUUUUGAUGUCCAUUAAUAAAAACCUGGCGCUUGCUUUGAAACGAUCCGCCACCGGAAAUAUUAAAAUUAUAAACGAGAAAUGCUACUGUCGGAACGGCUCCUGUGUUGUUUCCUUGUGUCCUAGGAGUUGCGUGAAGUCUUGUUCCGCUGAGUCCAAAAUAAUAAAUUUCAGAUGUCAUAUCGGCAAUGUUUCUGUUUCAAUUGAUAACAUCUGCGAUGGAAGACCGAAUUGUCCAAAUGGGUACGAUGAAUUUGGAUGUCACAAAGAGGAGGUCUGCCGUCAACAUCACUUAAUAAUGUUACGUCGAAGACUGCAAGACGUCGAAAAAAAAUUUAAAGGCACUUCACUUGGCGAAAUUUUGGCGUCGUGGAAAGUUAAGGUAAUAUCAAUUAUAAAGGUAGCCGAAAAUUCUGGAAGACCAAAACCAAGAAUUAUUAGGAAAAUAGUUAAGGAGAUAUUGAGAGAUUUAGUUUUGACGUAUGGUUCAGUCGAAGAUUACAGAAGAAGCAACUAUUAUGCGUUAGAUGAUUUCAUAAACAUCGCACAACAGGUAAUGAAUGCUAUGAAAUCUUGCGGGAAAUAAACGAUAAUUGCAAAAGAAAUUGAUUUAUUUAAACAAACUAUUCGAAAUUAAAAGGAAACAUACUUACAACGUCAAACCUUUUUUUUAUGACAUU